AUGUCAAGCCGGAGUUUGUUUCCCCAAGGAGAACAUCACUCUCCUUGCUACCAUUGCUGCAAAAAGAAAAGCUCAAAAAAAUUACCUUUAAACGCUGCUAUUGAAUGUACAGUAGAUGCUGUGGUCAUGUCCACGCAGACAGAAGUGAAUAAUACCCGCGUUACUCUUGCCAAGCAAAUAUCCCUUCUUUCUGUUCCAAUUUGUGAUCUAGUCAACAGUCAUACAAGCACUUUGAUUUUACCUGUCUUUAGCAAGCAUGUACAAUCCCUCAACAACCCUGAACUCUCCCGUAAAGAUAAGACACCGCAAACAAAAAUCGGAAAAAUAGUUUUCACUUGCUCGAAGACUGCUACUUCACUGUUGACUGACCAUACACAGGACCUUAUUUGCGUCUUGUGCAAGACCUCCUCCGGUGUCGCUCUUUCUCCUUUACUCUCUCUUGAGCUUAUUCCGAUUCUUAAUGAUGACCGAGCUGUAUUUGCAAAGGUAAUCUGUGUGCCUUCUAGCUUUGACCCUUUCUAUGUUAUUUUUCUAUAUGUUCCUUCCUCUCCUGCCUCUCGCCAUGCUUUCUAUUCUGGCUUACAAUCUAUUGCCACCCUAAACUAUACAGCUACCCCUUACUUUAUGUCCUCCUCUAUUACCAGCAAUGGUGUCUAG
Phycomyces blakesleeanus NRRL 1555(-) is the source of this 657-nucleotide messenger RNA. RefSeq lists its product as hypothetical. The transcript has 4 exons. The record is from RefSeq and is a predicted model, not a curated record. NCBI's taxonomy places the organism in Eukaryota, Fungi, Mucoromycota, Mucoromycetes, Mucorales, Phycomycetaceae. The coding region runs from base 1 to 657 and encodes 218 amino acids.